AGAGAGAGAGAGAGAGAGAGAGAGAGAGAGAGAGAGAAGAGAGAGAGAGAGAGAGAGAGAGAGAGAAUCGGCUCACAGAUUUAGGGGGUGAAGUCAUGUUUGGAUUCUGCCUGACCCUCCUCUUGCUCCUCCCCCUUUCUCAGACCGCACCCCCUUCAGAUGCCCCGCCUGCUCAGCGCUGCGCGCGGUGCUGUGACCCCUUGGAGUACCAGUCUUCACCACCAGAGGGGGACGACACACCCCCAGCAGGGAAAUACAUUGUGCCGGAGAUCAGACCCUAUAUUAACAUGACCAUACUGAAAGGCGAGAAAGGAGACCGGGGCGAGAGAGGCACGCCGGGCAAAACAGCCAAAGACGGUCCGCCCGGAUCCCGAGGACCCCCGGGUCCCAAAGGCAGCAAGGGCCAGGCUGGCGCCCCGGGAGACGCCUGCAAGCAGCAGCAGCACGCCGCCUUUUCGGUCGGGCGCAAAAAAGCCCUCCACAGCGCCGAGGACUACCGGGCGCUGGUCUUCGACACGGUCUUCGUGAACCUCCACGAGCACUUCGACAUGUUCGAGGGGCGCUUCCACUGCCACCUGCCCGGCCUCUACUACUUCAACCUGAACCUCCACACCUGGAACUUCAAGGAGACGUACGUCCACGUCAUGCUGAACGAGCGGGCGCUGGUGAUCCUCUACGCCCAGCCCAGCGAGAGGUCCAUCAUGCAGAGCCAGAGCGUGAUGGCGCAGCUGGGCGCCGGCGACCAGGUCUGGGUGCGGCUCUACAGACGCGAGCGGGAGAACGCCAUGUACAGCGACUCCAACGACGUCUACAUCACCUUCAACGGCUACAUGAUCAAACCCGGUCCGGAAUGAGUCCCCCCCGGAGAAAUAGAGUGAAA
Molecule: messenger RNA, 880 nt
Organism: Polyodon spathula (Mississippi paddlefish)
Lineage: Eukaryota; Metazoa; Chordata; Actinopteri; Acipenseriformes; Polyodontidae
Product: complement C1q tumor necrosis factor-related protein 6-like
Exons: 3
Coding region: 96-854 (252 amino acids)
Molecular function (GO): protein binding
Source: RefSeq, a predicted model, not a curated record